Messenger RNA from Podospora pseudocomata, 2232 nucleotides. RefSeq lists its product as uncharacterized. The record is from RefSeq and is a predicted model, not a curated record. The transcript is spliced from 5 exons. Bases 381 to 2165 code for a protein of 594 amino acids. Lineage: Eukaryota; Fungi; Ascomycota; Sordariomycetes; Sordariales; Podosporaceae. Gene Ontology annotation, molecular function: flavin adenine dinucleotide binding; NADP binding; N,N-dimethylaniline monooxygenase activity.
CAUAUCACUUGUCACGCACUGUUCGGCACAAUGAUGAGGAAGCAUUUUGGGCUGUUGGUAUCCCAAGCAUAUAGGACCACCCACAAGUUCCAUUGGUUGCCACACCAUGUUGGUUAUGGGGACGCAUCAAUAGUUCGAUCGUGUUUAUGUGAGGGUCACCGGUUGUGUAACCUGUGUACCGAACCUAACUGUCGGAUAUGCUUCUGCGUGUUGGGUGUUGGUGGUGGAUAUAUGUAGGGAUAUAUGAGGACACCCACUCAAAGGAUGGAAGUCUAGUUUAUAUAGAUGGUGUCUUGUGCGUUGUUGAUUGUAUUGUUACUUUUGUCGAUGAUCUCUACUCAAGGUACCUUAGUUUGUUUUGAAACCUUCUAUAUCAUACAAUGACACUCUCUGCGGAGCCUAACGGGUUGAAUGGACGUGCCGUCAAUGGCAAUGGCGUCAAUGGUCAUGAGCCUAGGCCUUUCGUUUUGAAGGAUACACCUGUUGAAAAUCUCCGUCCGCUUCGAGUUAUCGUUGUUGGCGCUGGAUUCUCCGGGAUACUGGCUGCGAUUAGGAUCCCCGAGCGACUGAGAAAUGUGGAAUUGGCGGUGUAUGAGAAGGCGGAUGGUGUUGGGGGAGUGUGGCAUGCGAAUAAAUAUCCCGGGGUGGCCUGUGAUGUUCCUUCAUACUCCUAUCAGUACACCUUCGCCCCAAACCCCAACUGGAGCGCGCUUUAUGCCCCUGGUAGCGAGAUACGGGAGUAUCUUGAAGAUGUAGCUACCCGCUUUGGGGCAAUGAGAUUCAUCAAACUCAGUCAUCGAGUGGAAGGUGGUGAAUGGGAUAACGUGGCCAAAAAAUGGAACGUCAAAGUCCACAAUAUAACAACCGGCGAGACCUUCACCGACAGCGCCAACAUCCUCGUCACAGCCCGCGGCCAGCUCAGCGAACCCUCCUGGCCCUCCAUCCCCGGCCUGGACACCUUCACCGGCAAAAUAAUGCAUUCUGGGGCCUGGGACACGAGCUAUGACUUUAGCAACAAACGCAUCGGAGUCAUAGGCAACGGUUCCUCCGCGAUUCAAAUCAUCCCCCAGCUCCGAAAGAUCCCGGGCACCCAGCUGAAAUGCUUCAUGCGCUCGCCAACGUGGAUUUCUCCGGAAUUCGGUGACCAAGGCAUGGCAGAACUCGGCUUCGACCCCAAGCAAAAAUCCACCCUCCGCUCCGACCCUCAACUCUUCCUCAAAUUCCGCAAAGUCUUUGAAGACCUAGGCAACACAAUCCAGUCAACUACCCUCCUCUCCCACCCAGACCAGAUCUCUUCCCAAGCCUUCUUCCACUCGUCCAUGACAGCCAAACUCUCCUCCCGCCCCGAUUUACUCCGGCUCAUAAUCCCCACCUUCGCCCCCGGCUGCCGUCGCGUAACCCCCGGCCCCGGAUUUCUGGAUUCCCUCCUCGAGCCAAACGUAACCGUGAUCCCCUCCCCCAUAACAUCCAUCACCCCCACUGGCAUCGUCACCUCUCCCUCUUCCCACCAUGAAUUCGACGCCAUAAUCUGCGCCACCGGCUUCAACGUCGGCACCGCACCCCCCUUCCCCCUCUUAGGGCGCAACUCCCUCACCCUAUCCCAACACUGGUUCCACCACCCCGAAACCUACCUCUCAAUCACAACUCACAACUUCCCCAACCUCUUCUUCCUCUUCGGCCCCAACUCCGCCAUCGGCUUCGGCUCCCUCACCAAAAUCCUCGAAGCCCUAGUCGACUACCUAACCUCUUACAUCCGCAAGCUCCAAAAAGAAGACUACGCCUCCAUCGAGCCCAAACCCGAACGCGUUGCCGAUUUCGAGUCCUACACCCAGGCUUACUUCAAGAACACGGUCUACAUGGACAAGUGCCAUUCCUGGUACAAAAGGGGGGAUAGGAUCGUCGGUCUCUGGCCGGGGAGCACGCUCCAUGCUUUGGAGACGCUCAGGAGUCCGAGGUGGGAGGACUAUGACUAUGAGGGGUUGGAAGAUGGGAAUAAUAGACUGGGUUGGUUGGGGAAUGGGUGGAGUGUGACCCAGACUGUAACGGAGGAGGGGAAGAGAGGGGGUGAUCCGAGUUGGUAUUUGAAUGAGGAUGAGGCUGAGAUCCCCAAAGAGGGGAGGCCGGAGGAGAACGAGAGGUUGGGGAGGAGGCCUUGGAGCUAUUAGGGGUAGUUCAUACCUACUGUCUUGUCACCUGGUUUUUGAUACAAUGCCCUCGCUCCUUCCCGUCCUG